AAGCCACAUCAUCAUGGAGGUUUGGAUUAGAUGACAGAAACCUUUAGACUUUAGAUCCCUCGCCCACAGAAUGCCUCCAUUAAAACCCCUCCUCCGUCUUAACCGCCCACGGGUCGCCUUUCCCAAUGCACACCUCCCUCACCGAACAUUCCUCACUGCACCUCCCUCAACCCACCACGAAAAACAUCAUCUCGGUUAUACUCCCAAACAGCUCUACGCACUUGUAUCCAACAUCAACUCCUACCAUCUCUUUGUACCGUGGUGUGCACACUCGCAAGUCCUUUCACACAAGAAACUCAAUGGAAAAGAUGUUUUGAAAGCAGAGUUGGGCGUUGGGUUUAGGGCUUUUAGUGAAAACUAUGUCAGUGAGGUUACGUGUGUUCCAUAUGAGCGGGUCCAGGCUGUAGCCUCAAACUCGACCCUCUUCCGUACGCUUAUUACAACCUGGAAAUUCGCACCAGGGACACCAACCAACACAACCCCAGAUUCCCCAACGACCCUUGUAGAUUUUUCUAUUGCCUUUCAAUUUAAAAGCCCGCUGUAUGCCCAUCUAUCGAACCUAUUUUUUGAAGAGGUUAGUAAAGUCAUGGUGGGGGCUUUUGAGGAGCGAGCGAGAAAGGUUUAUGGGCCUCCGGCGAUAGUUCGACGGGUGGGAGACAGGCGGUAGAUGAGUGGUUCGCCGCACUUGGCAAUAUAGAGAACAUAGGAUUAGAUCGUAGUGAUUAAUCUACAUUUGAUAUUCAUUAGCGUUAAUUUACUGACUGUCCCGGAAUCUUACUGAAAAAUAAACAAAUUGUAAGAGUUCAC
Molecule: messenger RNA, 807 nt
Organism: Spizellomyces punctatus DAOM BR117
Lineage: Eukaryota; Fungi; Chytridiomycota; Chytridiomycetes; Spizellomycetales; Spizellomycetaceae
Exons: 2
Coding region: 71-667 (198 amino acids)
Biological process (GO): ubiquinone biosynthetic process; cellular respiration
Cellular component (GO): mitochondrion
Molecular function (GO): ubiquinone binding
Source: RefSeq, a predicted model, not a curated record